Molecule: messenger RNA, 2526 nt
Organism: Ogataea angusta
Lineage: Eukaryota; Fungi; Ascomycota; Pichiomycetes; Pichiales; Pichiaceae
Exons: 1
Coding region: 1-2526 (841 amino acids)
Biological process (GO): ribosome disassembly; mitochondrial translation
Cellular component (GO): mitochondrion
Molecular function (GO): GTP binding; GTPase activity
Source: RefSeq, a predicted model, not a curated record
AUGCUUUUACGAGGUUUCAAGCUGGAGCCGUUUUUGGCAAGACAGGGGCGGCGGCUUUUUCACAUUUCGCCACAAUGGAGGGCCACGGAGGACUAUAAGACUGUCCUGUUAAAGACGCCAUUGAACCGGGUGCGCAACAUCGGAAUUAUAGCCCACAUCGAUGCCGGUAAGACGACCACUACCGAAAGGAUGCUAUAUUAUAGUGGUGUCACAGGCCGAAUUGGAAAUGUCGACGAGGGAGAUACGGUGACAGACUACAUGACUCAGGAAAAAGAUCGGGGCAUCACAAUACAAUCAGCAGCCGUGACCAUUCCUUGGAACAAGCACAAGAUCAAUCUAAUAGAUACUCCAGGUCACGCUGACUUCACCUUCGAGGUAAUAAGAUCUUUGAGGGUUCUUGAUGGAGCGGUGACCAUCUUGGAUGCUGUGGCAGGUGUUGAGGCUCAAACAGAGAAAGUCUGGAAGCAAGCAAAAGACCUAGCUAUUCCUGUGGUGGCUUACGUGAACAAGAUGGAUAGAGAAGGUGCAGGCUUUGGGCGUACGGUGAAAGAGAUUGUUAGUAGGUUGGGGACUAGAGUAGUGAUUGUGAAUGCCCCCUACUUCAUCAAAGACCAAUCGACGGGACGGAGUAUUUUCGAGGGAAUUAUAGACGUGUUUGACAAAAAGCUGCUUCUAUGGAACGGCCCGGACGGGGCCUCCGAUGGAAGCAAAGUCGAAGUGAUAGACAUUGCUGACGAUUCCAAAUAUUCAGAGGUGUACCAAGAGGUGCUGAAAUGCAGGGAAGCUGCGGUGGAACAAUUGGGUGAGUUUGACGAAGAUGUGAUCAACUCAUUUUUUGAGACGGAAGAUUACAUGAAAGUCCCAAGUUCGACGUUGAAAAAAGCUUUGAGGAAAGCUUGUAUUGCAGGAUAUGCCACUCCCGUGCUUUGUGGCGCAAGCUUCAGAAACAUAGGUGUGCAGCCUUUACUAGAUGCAGUCAACGACUAUCUUCCCUCGCCACUUGAAAUCAGGCCUCCAGAGGUGACCUCCUCUGUUAUCCAGAGCGCAAGGUCAAAAACGCGAAAACAGGCAGCAGAGCAGGACAAAUCGCUUCCAAUCAAGGUCGACCCCAGAGAAGGAUUGGUCAUCAACAAUAAUCACAAUUUGAUGACGGCACUUGCUUUCAAAGUGAUUUCCCACCCUGUUAGAGGAAUUAUGGUAUUUGUGAGAGUCUACAGUGGAAAAUUACAACCGCAUUCCACUAUCUUAAACAGUCGUACCGGAGAAAAGGUGCGUAUCGGCAAACUGCUGCUUAUGAAUGCAGAUAUGCCGCAAGAAGUGAGACAUCUUUCAUGUGGUAGCAUUGGAGUGAUAACGGGAACCGACCAGAUAGUCACGGGAGAUACCUUGAUCUGCCACUCUGUAUCCAAAAACCCCAAUCAAUUAUCUCCGAAAGAGAGAUCUGCACGUCUUCUAUCGAUCAAGGUUCCUCCCCCUGUGUUCUCCGUUUCUAUAGAGCCUGCUUCCGUUUCGGAAAACAGAAAAUUGGAGGCAUGCUUGAAAACUUUGCUGCGAGAGGAUCCAAGCUUGCAUCUGAGUUAUGAUGAAGAAACGGGUCAGAAUAUCCUUUCUGGAAUGGGUGAGCUACAUUUAGAAAUCACCAAAGAUAGAUUGAUAAACGACAUGAAGGUAAAUGCCGAGGUGGGCGAGGUCAGAGUGACGUACAAAGAAACCAUAACUGCUCCGACAGGGUAUUACAUAGGACAUUUGCCGGAAGGCUACGAAAUUGAGCUUUCUUUGGACUCAUUCGAAGGCCCAGUUGAAGAACUGGAUUUACCAGAGGAAGGGGUGUUUUACCUGGAGCAAGACGACAAUGUCGUAAUUAUCGAGCCAGAUGGAAUCCCUAGUGUUGUCAAGAAAGCCCUCAAUGCGGAAAUAUGGUCCUUGCCGGUCUCUUAUGAAACGCUUAUUAAUGGUAUUCUGUCUGGUGUCACGGGUGCGUUGCAAAUGGGUGGUCGGCAUGCCAAGCUUCCAUUGCACUCGAUGAUUGUUCGGGUCCGUAGAUGGAUGAUCCAUCCAGAAGCGAACAACAUAUCUCCUCUUAUCAGCGUUACUAGAACGACAAUUCUGGACGCCCUAGCUUCUCUGGAUGACAAAGCUACAACAUUACUGGAGCCGAUAAUGAAAGUGCUUGUUUACGUUAGUGACGAGGAUUUGGGACCCGUUUCCCAAGACCUCAUGAGUGCAAGGAAUGCAAAAAUCACAGGAAUUGAAGACGAAGCUAGCGCGUCGAGUGCCGAUAUAAUACACUGGGCCAAGGAGCAAGCCGAAAAAACCUAUGUUCCUUACGACCCUACCUUGGUGUACAUGAAGAAAACGCAGGUCUCAGGUAACAAAGUCAUCAAGGCUGAGGCACCACUGAGAGAAAUGAUCGGUUAUUUAACCAAGUUAAGAUCUCUUACCAGAGGCCGCGCUACUUAUGACAUGGAGUUCGUUGGCAUGCAGAAAACACCACCCGACCGACUACGAAAGAUUUUGGAACAGUGA